AUGGCAAAUAUAACCCACACUUAUAACUACGGAGGAGUAGAUUGGAUCUGCGAGCGAUGGGUCGGUGCAAGCUCCAUGGGAAUUGGUCGCGGAGAGAACCCCAUCAACUUUGCUCUUCCCCUUCUUCUCCUUCAGAUUUCUGUCGUCUCCUUAUUUUCCGCCUUUUUUCAGUUUCUUCUUCGGCCUUUCGGAAAAUUUGCAUUCCUCACUCAGAUCGUGGCUGGGAUCUGCCUAGGACCGUCAGUGAUAGGACGUAACAAGCAGUACAUGUCGACAUUUUUCUACACGAGAAGCGUCUUCAUAAUCGAAUCCUACGAAGCCAUUUGUUUCCUUUUCAUUUGCUACAUCACAACAUGCCAAGUAGACACGAGGAUGAUCAAGAGAGUAGGCAAAUUAGCAUUCAUCAACGGCAUCCUGCUUUUCCUCAUACCUUUCGUGUGGGGCCAAUUCGCUGCCAUCUUGAUCUCCAGGAAGCUCGGAGGUGGGCCCGUAGGGGUCCCUCCUGCGGAGUUCCACCACGUGGCGAUCGUGGAGUCGACCAUGUUCUUUCAGGUGGGAUACGGAGUGUUGUCGAGCCUAAAGAUGUUGAACACAGAGCCAGGGAGGUUAGCGCUCGCCUCCAUGAUGGUGCAUGACUGCCUCUCGUGGAGCUUCUUCAUGCUUAACAUCGCCAUCAAAAUUAACGUGACCUUACCGGACAAAAACCGGGCCAUUUUAUUGUCGGCCUCACAGAUGCUAAUGAUAGUGUCAAUAGUAUACGUGUUCCGACCAAUGAUGCAGUGGAUGAUGAAGAGAACACCCGAAGGACACUCUCUCAAGGCCUCGUAUCUCUCUGUUGUGUGUGUUUUGCUCUUCAUCUGCGCUCUCUGGGCUGAAUUUGUGGGCUUACCAUACUUCUUUGGCGCCGUCGUCUUGGGUCUAGCCACCCCAAAACGGCCCCCUCUAGGCACAGGACUCUCGGACAAGAUGGGUUGUUUUGUGUGGUCCGUCCUCAUGCCUUGCUACAUCAUCGGGAUCGGCUACAAUAUAAAUCUCUCACUGUUUUCCUCCCUUGGAUUGAGACCGUUUCACUCAUGUUUGUCCUCAUAG
Microthlaspi erraticum is the source of this 1089-nucleotide messenger RNA. The record is from the annotation of a GenBank genome assembly. NCBI's taxonomy places the organism in Eukaryota, Viridiplantae, Streptophyta, Magnoliopsida, Brassicales, Brassicaceae.